Pantherophis guttatus is the source of this 1433-nucleotide messenger RNA. It is a transcript of the gene AMN1, whose product is annotated as antagonist of mitotic exit network 1 homolog. The record is from RefSeq and is a predicted model, not a curated record. Gene Ontology annotation, biological process: SCF-dependent proteasomal ubiquitin-dependent protein catabolic process. Gene Ontology annotation, cellular component: SCF ubiquitin ligase complex. NCBI's taxonomy places the organism in Eukaryota, Metazoa, Chordata, Lepidosauria, Squamata, Colubridae. Gene Ontology annotation, molecular function: protein binding.
CCAGAGACGCUCUGAGAAUUCCAGCGCUCCUUCGACGGCCGGCCUGGCGAGCGGGCGCGAGAGCCUCCGCGGCCUUUGGGAUGGCUGAGCGCGCCCAUUCUGAGAAAUGAGUGACGGUUUCUGAGGCGGCGGGGGCGGCCCCGGCCUGGCCUGUGAGGGAAAGGAGGCGAGCGACCCAGGCUCGGCGAUGAGCUGUCGCUACGGAGGCGGAGGGACGGUUUCCUCGCUCCUGGAGCUAUGCCUUCAUUGUUUAACAAGAAACAUAUCCAAAUAUGCUGCAGAUAUUAAGUCUUUGCCUCCCAACAUAAAAGAUAAAUUGAUUAAAUCAUUGAGUAUCCAAGGAUGGAUAACAGAUGCAAAUAUUAGCAUGGUUCUUCACCCUGCAGUGGAGGCACUGGAUCUUCGAGACUGUGAUAUUUCAGACUCUGCCUUGCAACAACUUUGUAACUGCAGGCAUCUUAAAAAGAUAAAUGUAAAUGUUUGGAAAAACAAAAGGCUGACCAUAACUUCUGAAGGAGUUGCAGCACUGGCCUUAUCAUGCCCCUAUCUGCGGGAAGCCUCCUUUAAGAGAUGCAGCAACCUAACUGACAGUGGAAUCCUUGCUCUUGCCCUCAACUGUCCCCUUUUACAAAUAGUCAAUAUAGGUGGAUGCUCCAACAUCACAGACACAUCCUUAAAAGCCCUUGGACAGAACUGUAGAUCCCUGCACAGUGUUGAUUUCUCAUCAACUCAAGUCACUGAUGAUGGUAUAAUAGCGCUUGUUAGUGGAAUGUGUUCAAACAGUUUAAAGGAGAUUCAUAUGGAACAUUGUGUUAAUUUGACGGAUAUAGCUGUGGAAGCUGUCCUCACAUAUUGCCCUAUGAUAUACAUUCUGUUGUUUCAUGGAUGCCCACUCGUAACAGAUCGUUCCCGAGAAGCACUGGAGCAGCUGGUUGGACCCAAAAAAUUCAAGCAGGUUUCAUGGACUGUUUAUUGAUUUUUGUUUGAAAUCACAAGGCAUUACUUCUUUCAUUCCCCCCCCCCCCCGGAUCAUUUCUGAGUCUUCUGAUUAAUUUGUACGUUUGCUGUUGAUACUGUAGUCUCAAACAGGAGAAGAGUAAACAUGCUAUUCGUGUUUGUUUUUCUCCAAGUUAGAUUGUAUCAGUGUUCUGCAUUUUUUCUUCAUGGAAGUUCAUGAAAGAUGGCUUUAGGGCUUUACUUAUUUAAAAAAAAAAAAAGCAUGACACUGUACCAAUAAGGACCAAUAGUAAAUAAGGGAAUGCAAAAAGCAGAGAGAACACCAGUAAGCUAAUGGAGCAAAUAUCAUGGAACCAUCUACUUGUGCUGCCUGCUCUGCUGUCAAUUACGUGGAGACCAGUUCUAUUUCUAGGCAUCCAUUGUAACAAGAGCCAUGAUUUGUUUGUAUCUGAAUAAAACCUUCAAGUUGUACAGUG